Molecule: messenger RNA, 1985 nt
Organism: Tribolium madens (black flour beetle)
Lineage: Eukaryota; Metazoa; Arthropoda; Insecta; Coleoptera; Tenebrionidae
Gene: pasha
Product: microprocessor complex subunit DGCR8
Exons: 7
Coding region: 268-1950 (560 amino acids)
Biological process (GO): primary miRNA processing
Cellular component (GO): microprocessor complex
Molecular function (GO): primary miRNA binding; heme binding; identical protein binding
Source: RefSeq, a predicted model, not a curated record
CUUAUUAACCUGAUUUGUGUCAUAUUGUGUGUUGCACUUUGAAUUAUUAUUUCCUGUGGUUGUAUUUUGCCAAAUUUGGUGUUGUGGUUUGUCGCUUCCUGCUUUGCCGACUGUCCAAGAUGGUGGAUCCAGGUGAGUCGCCACUGCUAUUAUUGAAGUAAACCCGAGUUUUCUGCGGUACUACUCAAAGAACAUCUCAAUUUGUUAAUCUAUUAGUUGGAAUGUUCUUUCAAUUGUUACCGUACGAAAACUGAUCGGCAUUUCGUGAUGGAAGAGAUUGAGGAGAAGCCCGACGUGAAAACACUCUUAAAACAUCAAGAUUUCACCGCUGAUACGCCGGAAAGUGCCCCAAUUUGUCCCUAUUCGCGCCAAAAUGGCAACGUGGAAGAUGUGCGAAAAUUCCACAUUUUGGACGAGACCGAAGACUCGGAUUCGGAGAAGUCGUUUUCCUGCGAUUCGGACAUCCCAGACGAGGAGAUUGACAAGAUGUUGGAAGACGCGUUGGCGAGCAACAAACGGAAGGCUUCAGAGGCCGGUUUGGAUGACAACACUGCGAAACAACCCUUCGAGGAGAAAGACAAAGUGGUGCUCAUUGAAAAGUGCCAGAACCACUUUGACGUGCUCCCAGAAGGCUGGAUCCAAGUGACCCACAACAGCGGAAUGCCACUUUACCUCCACAAAAACACCCGAGUUUGCACUUUAUCCAAGCCCUACUUCCUAGGCCCUGGCUCCGUGAGGAAACACGAAAUUCCCCUAAGCGCAAUCCCCUGUUUGAGCUACCGACGCGCCCUUGAAACGGAAGAAGAACAAACUAACGAAACUCGAGACUUACCAAACGCCCGGAUUGAAACAGUGAAGGAAAAUAUCGAAUCCCAAAACCUCAAACCUGAAGAUGUCCGAAAAUACGCAGAGAAACUCUUCCAGUUUAAAACAAUCAAAGUGAUGAGGUUUAAAUCGUGGUCGGAACGUCGCCAAUUCACCAAAAAACGCAAACACGAACAACAAUUACAGAGACCUAACUUACCGGCCGGUACUAAACUUAUCACUUUUCCGAUACAGAACGAAGCGAGUGAGAAUACGAGUUCCAAUGCGAAAAAGGAGUGGAUUAUGAACCCGAAUGGCAAGUCAUAUGUGUGUAUUUUACACGAAUACGUCCAGCAUGCGUUGAAAAAACAACCGACUUAUAAAUUCACAGAGUUGGAGAACGCAGCUACGCCCUACGCCGCGACUGUUUCAAUCAACGACAUGCAAUACGGUGUUGGGUAUGGUACUAGUAAGAAACAAGCGAAGUCUGAGGCGGCCAGAGCCACCUUAGAGAUUUUAAUCCCUGAAAUGAAGUCAAAAAUUACAACAGAUGCCAAGACUGGGUCUAGUGCGAGUCGGGAUCAAGACCAAGAUUUAUCGUUUUUUGAUGAAAUUCGAAUUGAGGAUCCGAGAGUUGCCGAAUUCUGCGCGAAAACGACCGAACCGUCACCUCAUGAUAUUUUACUCACUUGUUUGCAACGUAAUUUCGGCCUUAAUGACCUCCAAAUUAGCUAUCAAGGAAAUACACUGAAAAAUAAGAAGAAUCAGUUUACCAUGACUGUGGGUAAGCACACUGCGACUGUCGUUUGUAAGAACAAAAGAGAUGGGAAACAGAGGGCGUCGCAAGCGAUACUACAAGCUUUGCAUCCGCAUAUAACUUCAUGGGGGUCGCUAUUGCGGCUUUAUGGUAACGGAUCGGUGAAGAGUUUCAAAGAGAAGAAACUGGAAGAACAGGAAAUUACACUUUUGCAAAGUAAAGCCGCCAUUAAUUCACCCAAUUUCGCCAUCUUGGAUAAGCUUAAAUUGGAAUUGUCGAAAUUGAGAGAUAAAAGGACGCAAAUCAAACCGAUUGGAGUUUUUAUACCGACUGAGAGUGACAAUUUACCGAAAUUGUCAUCGUCGAAUUUGAAAAAUGUCGAUUUGUAAUGCCAUGUAGUGAUGCAAUAAAGUAUUGGAUGUAA